CACACACACACACACACACACACACACACACACACACGAAGCUUAGCGAGUCUAUGGAAGAAAAAGGGGUGAAACAACGUGGAAAAAGCUGUGACUUUUCACUCAUCAUGUUUAUCACGUGACACUUGCAGAAAUUGAAGAUCAUGGUGUUUCUUAGUAACACUAGGUCCUGAUUCUGAACGUGUCACUUUAGCUAAGUAGUGUCAGAUUUACACAAAAUGCCUGUGUAGGCUGUUUUUAACAAAUUAGAAAUGUCACAAUGUCAUGUUCAUGCUGCUUGUCAAUAUAUUACAGGUGAAAUUAAUAUAAUCAAUGCCUUGCACUAAAUAAUAAAAACUAAACCUCCUGAACAGAGAAAACUCGAAUCAAACUAGCCUCGUCUAGCUAGCCAAUUUUUUUUUUUUUUUUUGUGAAACAGUCCAAACUAAGAUUUGGUGAUCAGAUUGGGUCAGUGGUACAUUGCAGCACGGACAAAUGUUUAAAAAAAUCAAAAUCGGAUCCACUCUGCUGUGUGAACAAAGCCAUAUUUUUGUCAUUGCACUAGGGCUGGUAUCACGAUAUAACAUCAAUAAAUUACGCAACAAUAUGCUUUUCUGAAAUAUCAUGAAUAUUGAUAUCCUUUUAUUAAAUUUUAUUAAUUUUUUUAAAAAUAAUUACAGAUCGACUGGAAACAGUUAUCAUGAUGUUAUUCUGUACUUAAUCUUUAAAAUUGUAUAAUUUACAUUCUUUCUCUUUUUUAGUGUUAUAUGUAUUUUUAACAUAAAAAUGUUAUUUGCUUAAGAAUGUUAUUUGCUUGAAAAUGUUAUUUGCUCCACGAAAUGAUUAGAAAUGUAUUCUUAUUUAUAACUGUUUUUUUUUUUAACGCAAUGCUGGUAUUUUGCUGGCAGUUUGGGAGCAAACCUGUGUGUCGUGUCGCUUGUCAUGUAUCGUUGAACUGCCUUCGAGAAUUGCGAGAUGAUAUUUGUUAUAUCGCCGUCUCCUACAUUGUACUCUGAGAUAUAACACUUUAAAGCCAACUGUCUGUCCUGUGUUACACAACACAUGCAUUACUGUGUUCAGUAUUCAUAGAUUAUUCUUCAAAUUAUGCUCUGAUGCUUCAAUGUUUUUAUUUGUUAUUGCUUUUUAUUACUGAAAAGUGAGUCAGAAAAUUGAGAUUUCAAUAAUGUAUAUAAUAAUACUAAUAAUUACUUAAUCACUUUCUUUUUAUGACUAAACUCUAACUCACCUUCAUGAUUAAACUGUAGUAAUAAACUGUAAACUGUUAAAUCUUUAUAAAAAUGGAAACUGUUCCAGUCAAACUUUUAGGUACUUUUAUUUUCUCAGCUGAAAACUGAACGUGUUGUUUUUGGCAGCCAAUAUGCCGAUGCAUUGCUAAUUAUUAUGGCAUAUAAAAACUGCUCUGUAAUAACUAUUUUUUUCUUUACAGUGCAUAAUGAACGACUCGGCCACCAACACCACCUUCUCACCAGCUCUGCUUUAUUUAAACACCACCGUCCUGAACAUCACCUCUUAUCAAAACAGCAGCCUUCUAGCCGUCACUAAUGCCACAACGUCAUCCACGUCGACUGUCACUCAGCCACGCCCACAGACUAACUCUACUCUCGCGACUCUCACCACUUUAACCACGACUCCCGCAGGAACGCUGGCGUCCAUUAACGUGCCCUACAUGGCGGCGGAGCUGGUCAUCGCCUUCCUGUCCACUGUGGGCAACCUGCUGGUGUGCGCCGCUGUGGGGUUUAAUCGGAAGCUGCACACGGUCACUAAUUACUUCCUGGUGUCGCUGGCGGUGGCAGACGUGUGUGUGGGGGCGCUGGCUAUCCCCUGCGCCAUCAUGACCGACCUGGGCAUCCCGCGCCACAACCUGUACCUGUGCGUGCUCAUGCUGUCGGUGCUCAUCAUGCUGACUCAGAGCUCCAUCUUCAGCCUGCUAGCUGUGGCUGUCGAGCGCUACGUGGCCAUCUUCAUGCCCUUUCGCUACCACAGCACCAUGACGCCACGCAACGCGCUGCUCGUCAUCCUGAUCACGUGGGUGCUGGCUUUCCUCAUCGGCCUGGUUCCGCUCAUGGGCUGGCACAAGACUCCGCCCGGGGACGGCUUCUGCUUCUUCGUCAGCGUGGUGGAGAUGACCUACAUGGUGUACUUCAACUUCUUUGCGUGCGUGCUGACGCCGCUCAUCGUCAUGUUCCUGAUCUACGCGCAGAUCUUCCUCACGGUGAAGCAGCAGAUGCGCAGGAUCGCGGCGGAUCGCGGAGGCCAGGCCAACAGCGAGGGAGCCACCAACAUCAAGAAGGAGAUGAAGACGGCCACGUCGCUCUUCCUCGUGCUCUUCCUCUUCACCGUCUGCUGGAUCCCGCUGCACAUCAUCAACUGCUUCCUGCUGCUGUGCCCUGAAUGCUACGUGCCCCUGCCCCUCCUGCUCACCGCCAUCAUCCUGUCGCACGCCAACUCGGCUGUCAACCCUUUCCUCUACGCAUACAAGAUGAAGUCGUUCAGGGAGGCUUUUAAAGGUAUCUUCCUGUGCUGCCGAGGCAGCGGCGAGGGACAGGAUCACCAUGACGAUGGACGUGUAGCUACCAUACACAAAUCCUGAACUCGCACUUUUGUCAUGUAAUCUAUUUAGCAAAUAAUGACUGAACUGAGUGUCCUCUUCAUCAACUGUAUCACUGAGCGAAGAUUUAAUAAAGUUACAUCUAGUUUUUUAAUCAUGGAUACUGUUUGUACUUUUUUUCUUAAUAUAAUCUACAUUUUAAAACCAUUUCUAGUCCAAUCUAUAAAAAUCUGUGUUGAACUCAGAGCUAAAGAGACACAAGAGGCUGAUGUUCCAAUGACAAUAUAUCAAAAUAUUUUGGUUAAAAAUGUACGCCUACAUUAUUUAUGUUUUAAUUUACUUUUAAUUUACUGUAAUUAUAAUUCUGUUUGUUUCAUUAGUCAAGACAUCCAAGCUUGCUAAGAAGCAUCACGCUACAUCCCCAAAAAAAGAAAAGCGGGUAAUAAGCAAAAAUGCUAAAAUUGCUAAAUAAAUAAACAAAAAAAAAUAAUAAUAAUAAUUUUACAUACAUUUUUAUAAAUAUAUCUGAUUGAGGCAUGAAGCAGAGCAAUGCAAUGGGACAGCUAGAGAAGAAAAAAGAAAGAAAAAAAAAAAAGAUCCUGAGUCUCUACCGGUGUGAAAUAGGCCUGACAAAUUCCUUUAAAAUUUAUUCAGAUGCUUUCGCUUAAAUAUUGAAUAUUUGUUUAUUAAUAUUAACAUUUUAUAGUGACACAAAAAAAAAAAAAAAACAGUAGAAGCACUACACUAUGUCUUUGUCCGGGAUAAAUUACAUAUUGUGAAAAUUGUGUCGUUUUCUUAAAAAUGGAAAAAAAUCACGAGGAGGCCAUGUCGUAAUUUCAUCAGUAAUCAAACACAAUAAGGUUGCUGUAAAAAAAAUAAAUAAAUAAAUUAAAUAAAUAAAUAAAAACUGCUGAAUUUAAAAAUUUUUUUUUUGUGAUGCUAGGUUUUUUUUUUUAAGUAGCACACACGUACCUAACAAAAAAGUGUAAAAAAAUAUUGUAAACCCCAUAACAUUAGAUUUUUCCUUAUUUUAUUUAAAUGAUUGCACUUAUUUAGCACUCUGGUGUUUUCGUGUUGAUAUUUAGCUCUAUUUUUCAUUUCUUAGACAAUUCAUGUAAAAAUCCAUCAUCUACAAACUCAUCUUCAAAUAAGAAAUAGAUAUUUUGAGAAAUUUUUGUACUUGAGCAAAACCAAAAAUGAACACAAAUUUAAUAAUGGAAUGUUAACGCUUUUCUUGUCAACUAAUCAGCGCGAGGGUAUUUUAAGAGCUAUAAUUAAAGCAAAUUUUUAAAAAAAAAAACGCAGUUAGACGACUUCAAGCCGACUUGUAAAUAGUUUCACAUUCACUAUUUUUCCUCACUACAAAGUCAACGACGCUGAAAAUACCAUAUAGUGCAGUCCGACUAAAAAAACAGUGACUUCAUUAAAAAUCUGUCAAAAACGACUAAAAUUUCAACUGAAUUCUUUCCUUAAUUGGAAAAAUCUAUAGAGAAUUUAAAAUAAUUACAUUUAUUCAAAACCUUUUAGUAUAUCAAGAGAGACAGAUACUCGUAUAAAACUGAGCCCAAAUGUUCUACUGUGAACUUUUAUCUUUUUAUGCUUAGUGUUGUGAGCAACGCACAGUAAAGUGCCAAUGCCUCAUUAUUUCGACUGAAGGAGCUGAAAUCAGAAAUUCGGGUUUUUAUGGAAGU
Pangasianodon hypophthalmus (striped catfish) is the source of this 4239-nucleotide messenger RNA. RefSeq names its product adenosine receptor A1. Gene Ontology annotation, molecular function: G protein-coupled adenosine receptor activity. The record is from RefSeq and is a predicted model, not a curated record. Gene Ontology annotation, biological process: vasodilation; adenylate cyclase-activating G protein-coupled receptor signaling pathway; G protein-coupled adenosine receptor signaling pathway. The transcript has a single exon. Gene Ontology annotation, cellular component: membrane. Bases 1433 to 2590 code for a protein of 385 amino acids. Lineage: Eukaryota; Metazoa; Chordata; Actinopteri; Siluriformes; Pangasiidae.